GGCAUUCCAAGUUCCAAACAGCACACAUAUAAAUGAACUUGCUGCCUUCAUGCUCCAUGGGGCUCAGUGGCUGGGGCUGAGGCUGGGAGGUGGCCCCAAGACAAAGGAGUAGCUGUACCUUUCUGAGCGGUGAAUGAGCUUGAGCCACACACCAAGUCCUGCGGCGCAGCCAGGCCACCAACACAGAACACCUCAACCAGCCAUCGAAUCACCCAGUGCUGAUGCCCUCUGCCCAUCUGGCCCUCGCAUGCCGCUGCCAUGCUGAUCACUGUGUACUGUGUGCGGAGGGACCUCUCGGAGGAAACUUUCUCCCUCCAGGUCAGCCGUGACCUUGAGCUUUGCAACUUCAAGGUCCUCUGUGAAAUGGAGUCCAGAGUUCCUGCUGAGGAGAUCCAGAUCAUCUACAUGGAGCGACUCCUCACAGACAACCACUCUUCCUUGGGUUCCUAUGGCCUCAAAGAUGGUGACGUUGUUGUUUUACUUCAGAGGGAUAAUGUGGGAUCUCAGCCUCUAGGACGGAGCCCAAACCAGCCUUGGGUUGAUUUCAGCACAAUUCCUCAGCCUGGAACAUCAAGCUCACAAUACCAGCACCAGCACGAGCACCAGCGCCAGCACCCGCACCCACACCAGCACCAGCACCCGCACCAGCACCCGCACCAGCACCCGCACCAGCACCAGCACCCGCACCAGCACCAGCAGCAGAAGCAAAAGCAGAAACAUGCUCCAUCAGCCCAGCAGUCCCAUGGCUUGGCUUCUGGAGAGAACAUGGCCUCUGCUGCAGGUCUUGACAGCCCUGCCUUGAUUCGCAGCAUGCUGCUUUCCAGUCCCCACGAUCUGUCUCUGCUGAAGGAACGCAACCCUAUCUUAGCCGAAGCUCUGCUCAGCGGAAACCUUGAGACAUUUUCUCAGGUCCUGCAGGAGCAGCAGAGGGAAAUAGCCUUGAGGGAAGAAGAGAGGCUUCGCCUCUAUUCUGCUGAUCCAUUUGAUCAAGACGCUCAGGCCAAAAUAGAAGAAGAAAUUCGGCAGCAGAACAUUGAAGACAACAUGAACAUAGCUAUGGAAGAGGCUCCGGAGAGUUUUGGACAGGUGGCGAUGCUCUACAUUAACUGCAAAGUGAAUGGAUAUCCUCUGAAGGCUUUUGUUGACUCAGGUGCCCAGAUGACCAUUAUGAGCCAAGCUUGUGCCGAAAGAUGUAACAUAAUAAGGCUAGUGGACCGACGAUGGGCUGGGGUCGCUAAAGGGGUGGGCACACAGCGGAUUCUUGGCCGUGUUCAUCUAGCUCAAAUUCAAAUUGAAGGUGAUUUCUUACAAUGCUCCUUCUCUGUACUGGAGGAGCAGCCAAUGGAUAUCCUCCUAGGACUAGAUAUGCUUAGGAGACACCAGUGUUCCAUUGAUUUGAAGAAAAAUGUGCUGGUGAUUGGCACCACUGGCACACAGACUCACUUCCUCCCAGAGAGUGAGUUACCCCCAUGUGCUAAGCUGGUAGGCAGUACUGAGCGAGAAGAGCCUUCAGACAAAGAGAAUAAUAUUAAGCGUUCUGUCAAGAAUUCAGGACCAAAAAAGCACUGAAGCAAAUUGUAAUAUGCCACCACCUUGAGGGAGCCUCCAGUUCUGGGAAAUUAUAAGACAUGAGUUCACUGGCUAUGUAAUCAUUAAAAACAUCAGUAACAACUAAA
Messenger RNA from Chinchilla lanigera (long-tailed chinchilla), 1676 nucleotides. RefSeq names its product DNA-damage inducible 1 homolog 1 (gene Ddi1). Gene Ontology annotation, molecular function: aspartic-type endopeptidase activity; protein binding. Lineage: Eukaryota; Metazoa; Chordata; Mammalia; Rodentia; Chinchillidae. The transcript has a single exon. The record is from RefSeq and is a predicted model, not a curated record. Gene Ontology annotation, biological process: proteolysis. Bases 259 to 1569 code for a protein of 436 amino acids.